ACUGCUGGGUCUGGUUCGAGAGAGAGAGAGAGAAUUUUACUAAUUUCCUGUGAAAGUCAGUGGCCUCAAGGCUCAAACUAAUCAUUUGUAGAGUUCCAUUUUUGCAAAGGAGGUUGUGAAUGUACAGUGGCCAUGUGAGGACUGAAUAGGGGCGAUGUCUCGGUGAUGAUGGAUACGACUUAAGGUGUGGGAAUCUCUUUUUAUUUAUUUUUUUUUACCCCUUUUUGCUUCCCAAAUUCAUGGUAUCCAAUAGUUACAGUCUUGUCUCAUCGCCGCAACUCCCCUACGGACUCGGGAGAGGCGAAGGUCGAGAGCCGCGUGUCCUCUGGAACACAGCCCAACCAAACCGCACUGCUUCUUGACACAAUGUCAGCUUAACCUGGAAGCCAGUUGCACCAAUGUGUCAGAGGAAACACCGUACACCUGGCGACCGUGUCAGCGUGCAUUAAGCCCGGCCCGCCACAGGGGUCGAUAGUGUGCGACGGGACAAGGACACCCCUGCCGGUAAAACCCUCCCCCCUAACCCGGACAAUGCUGGGACAAUGGUGCGCCGCCCCAUGGGUCUCCCGGUCGCAGCCGGCUGCGACAGAGCCUGGACUUGAACCCAGAAUCUCUAGUGGCACAGCUCGGUAUCCAGACGUUUGGAUUGGAGGCACCAUGCCGAACAGUGGAAGAUCUCACAAGUGGAGUUGUCAUGGCCCAGGCCCUACAGAAAAUAGACAUUGUGUAUUUCACUGACAACUGGAUCAGUAGGAUCAAGCCUGAGGUGGGAGAUAACUGGCGGCUAAAGAUCAGUAAUCUAAAGAAGGUGUUGAAAGGUAUACUGGACUACAACCAGGAAGUCCUUCAACAGCAGAUCAAUGACUUCACCCUGCCAGACAUCAACCUGAUAGGAGAACACUCAGACGCUGCAGAGCUGGGCAGGAUGCUGCAACUCAUACUAGGCUGUGCUGUCAACUGUGAGCAGAAACAAGAGAACAUCCAGACCAUAAUGAUGCUGGAGGAAUCUGUUCAACAUGUUGUCAUGACAGCCAUUCAAGAGCUGAUGAGCAAAGAGUGCCCAGUUAUUGGAGGAAAUGAAUCGUACGCUGACAUCGAUAGACAGCUGAAGAAGACCGUGGAGGAUCUGAACGACGCUCUAGUCACGAAGGAGGAGAUCGCACAGAGAUGUCACGAGCUGGACAUGCAGGUGGCAGCGCUACAGGAGGAGAGGGGUAGUCUCCUGGCUGAGAACCAGAUCCUCAUGGAGCGUCUCAACCAGUCUGACUCUAUAGAAGACCUGAACAGCCCUGUAGGACGUAGACACCUGCAGCUGCAGGCACAGCUAGAACAUCUCCAGGAGGAGACAUUCAGAAUGGAGGCAGCGAAGGAUGACUAUCGUAUCCACUGUAGGGAGUUGGAGAAGGAGCUGACAGAGCUGAGAGGACAGAAUGAAGAGCUCACAUCCCUGGCUGAUGAGGCCCAGACACUGAAGGACGAAAUGGAUGUACUCAGACACUCGUCAGACAAGGUGUCCAAGCUGGAGGUCAUGGUGGAGUCGUAUAAGAAGAAGCUGGAGGACCUGGGAGAUCUGAGGAGGCAGGUCAAGCUGUUAGAGGAGAAGAACACUCUGUACAUGCAGAACACUGUCAGUCUGGAGGAAGAAGUACGCAAGGCCAACACCACGAGAGGACAGUUGGAGUCCUACAAGAGACAGGUGGUAGAGCUGCAGAACAAGCUGUCUGAGGAGUCUAAAAAGACAGACAAGAUGGAGUUUGAAUACAAGAGACUCAAGGAGAAGGUGGACUCUCUCCAGAAAGAAAAGGAUCGUAUGAGGUCAGAGAGAGACUCUUUGAAGGAGACCAUUGAGGAGCUGCGUUGUGUUAAGGCUCAGAAGGAACAACUCUCUACAGGCAUGGUUCCACUCGGCAGUAACGAGGGCUCUGAUUCGCUGGCUGAAGAGAUCAUCACCCCAGAGAUCCGAGAGAAGCUGAUCAGACUGCAGCAUGAGAACAACAUGUUGAAGCUGGCCCAGGAGGGUUCUGAUAAUGAGAAGAUCGCUCUGCUGCAGAGUUUACUGGAGGACGCUAACAGUAGGAAGAACGAACUGGAGACAGAAAACAGACUGGUGAACCAGAGACUGAUCGAGGGUCAGAGUCAGGUGGAGGAGCUGCAGAGGAGUCUUCAGGAACAGGGCUCCAAAGCAGAGGAUUCAAUCAUUCUGAAGAAGAAGAACGAUGUACACAUGGAGAAGUUACGGGAAGUGAACAGCGAACUGCAGAAGAAGUGUGCGUACAUUGAUGACUUGGAACCCAAGUACACAUCUAGCUCCCAGAAGGUGGAGGAGCUCGAGGAGGCGUUGAAGAAGAAGGAUGAAGACAUGAAGCAGAUGGAGGACAGAUAUAAGAAGUACCUGGAGAAGGCAAAGAGUGUUAUCCGGACUCUGGACCCCAAGCAGAACCAGGGCUCGGCACCAGAGGUCCAGGCCCUGAGGAACCAGCUGCAGGAGAAGGAGAGGAUGCUGCACUCUCUGGAGAAAGACUACGACAAGACCAAGGCUCAGAGAGACCAGGAGGAGAAACUCAUAGUAUCUGCCUGGUACAACAUGGGCAUGGCUCUCCAGAAGAAGGCAGCAGAGGACCGUCUGGCCAGUACGGGUUCAGGACAGUCCUUCCUGGCUCGCCAGAGACAGGCUACCAGCACGCGCCGCUCCUACCCCGGACACGUACAGCCUACCACCGCCAGGUAGACACGGCACCAUGACCCCUACCUGACCCUGAGCCCUGUCCUGACCCUCCAGGCCAGGUGUACACGGCACCAUGACCCCUACCUGACCCUGAGCCCUGUCCUGACCCUCCGGGCCAGGUAGACACGGCACCAUGACCCCUACCUGACCCUUCACCCUGAGUCCUGACCCUCCAGGCCAGGUAGCCUCGGCAACAACUGACCCCGUCCCCGGAACCCUCCAGUUAUCCACCAGUCAGACAGACGCUGUAACGGGCAUCUGCUCUGCCAAGCAAUCCAGACACCUCAGGAUGGACUUAACCUCUCCUGGAUCGUUCCGCUGUUCUCUGUGCUCUUCAGUCCAGGAUGGAUGAGUUGGUCUACCUGUAUCGUUCCGCUGUUCUCUGUGCUCUUCAGUCCAGGAUGGAUGAGUUGGUCUACCUGGAUCGUUCCGCUGUUCUCUGUGCUCUUCAGUCCAGGAUGGAUGAGUUGGUCUACCUGUAUCGUUCCGCUGUUCUCUGUGCUCUUCAGUCCAGGAUGGAUGAGUUGGUCUACCUGUAUCGUUCCACUGUUCUCUGUGCUCUUCAGUCCAGGAUGGAUGAGUUGGUCUACCUGGAUCGUUCCGCUGUUCUCUGUUCUCUUCAGUCCAGGAUGGAUGAGUUGGUCUACCUGGAUCUUUAACUGACAGUAUUAUUAUUAUUAUGCACAUUUCUCUAAAACAUGUUACCGUUCUGUUACCGUUCUGUUACCGUUCUGUUACCUCCUUCUUUUUUUUUACCUUUAUUUUACUAGGCAAGUCAGUUAAGAACAAAUUCUUAUUUUCAAUGACGGCCUAGGAACAGUGGGUUAACUGCCUGUUCAGGGGAAGAACGACAGAUUUGUACCUUGUCAGCUCGGGGGUUUGAACUUGCAACCUUUCGGUUACUAGUCCAACGCUCUAACCACUAGGCUACGCUGCCGUUCUGUUCUGUUAUCGUUCUGUCAGGAAUCCUCUCUAAUAACAAGUAAUUUCUUUUCUAACACAAUGUUGUGAGCAGAGAUGCAGUUUUCACAAAUUGGUAGCGGAUUGAUGUUUUUUUAAUGGUUCUAAAAUCUGAAGAUAUUUUCGUAUCUUGAUCUGAUGUUUACAGAACGUGAUGUGAUGCUGUGCAGUCAGUGACUGUCAGGACAUGUAUAGUACCAGAGGAGGGAUAUGGUAUGUCUCUGAGUUGGUCUCUUUAGGUGUCCUUUUAUGUGUGUUCAGUAACGCUGUUCGUUCCGUUUGUCCGUGUUAGACGGUCUUGUUGUUGCCUGUAGUGGGAGAUUUGAAAGGUUAGUUGUAUAGGGAGUCCUCUAGCCUGUUGGCAGUGUAUUUAGCUGUACAAGAUAUUCCACAAGUGUCCCUGGGUGUUUUAGACAAGGCCUUUCUUCAUCGUCAUCAUCAUCAUCAGAAAUGUUAACAGUAGAAAGCUUCGUAUUUCUAAUGGACUGGUUUCUAAAAUCUAACCAUUUUUUAAUCGGCUGCAUUAUUAAUGAUUCUGAAAUGAGGCCCUCUUCCCCCCCUGUCGCCUGCUCAUAUCAGCCAGCGGGUCAUUAUUGAUUAUUGGAACCGGCGAUCUACCCAUCAAGAAUCUCUCUCUCUCCCACUGCCUCUCUCUCUCUCCCUUUAGAGAGAGAAAUCCUACAGCGCCCUCUAGUGUCCUCCUGCGUUGUUUCAGGGAAUUCCACAAACCUUCCCUCUUUUGUCCUGUGACCACGUGAGAACAGGUCUGCUGUGUGAACGAAACUGUCCUUCGUUCAUAUUUCAGUGUGUCGUCUGCCAGCUGCUUUCUAAACGGUGGUGUCCAUGUGUUUAGGCAGUGGGCUUACAGUCAGUGGUCGUAUCUGACUGUAUCUAACAGAUGGAUAAUUGUCAUUUUGAAAGUGUCGAAAAAGGAGUUUCUGAAAUUCAAAAAAACGUGAACUCGUAAAAUAACCACUGCUGCCACGAGGACGUGGAUUAUAACAUGUGAAAAUGAUCUUGGGGUUUAACGUGGGGCGAAUUUCCUGUUCUCACUGCGCUACGCCUUUACCUCUCUGACGCGCCGGGUCAUUCCUGAAAAGCAGUUUGACUGUCUAACUCUGAGCGAACCUAAUUAACGUACUGUGCUCCCUCCGUGGUGUCUGUCCAAUGAAAUGAGCAGUAGAUUGCCAGCGGGUUGGACUGUGUUCACGUGACUACCGUUGUGAUUUAGUAGAACGUAGACCGAAUUCAUACUAGGAACGUUAGAAUCUCCUGAUUUUGAUUUUGAAUUUUCAUGCAGUCUGAAUAUCUGUUUAUCAGCCACUGAUGUCAUUGUAAAAAAAAAAGGGGGUUUUGGGUCGAGGGGUGUGUAUCAUGUUUUACAGUGAUAUACGAGACGUUUUAAGGUGAUAUAUAAAAGAGAUCGUUGUUGACGUGUUGUGAAAACUCUGCACCCUCGUUGUUUUGUCUUGAACUUUAAGCUUUUGGACGUGGAAAUGUUUCCUUAACAUUUAAAAAGCAAGAUUUGUAAAAAAAAAAAAAAAGGACAUUUCAUGUUUAAAAAGGGGGCAGGUUUGUCUCUGUACAUUCUCAUCUCUUAUCAUCAUAACAUGGUGUCAGGAGUGAAUCAACCUCAUCAAAUAAUAACGACCAAGUUCAUCUGAUAUAAGACCGGAAAAACAUCGUUAGACUCGACACGAGAGAAUAUCUGACAGAAAAUAAUACUAUUAUGUGAGUUUGGCCGGGUUUUUUUUUGGGGGGGGGGUUGUGACGGAAAAAGAAGCUGAAAGCUCUGUCUCUCUCUCUCAUCAUCCGAGCGGAGCCGUUGCUAUGGAACAGGCAGAGAGCACAUGGAGCAGAAGCAGGACAAUGUAGGGCCCCAGAGGUGAGCAGGGCCCCAGAGGUGCGCAGGGCCCCAGAGGUGAGCAGGGCCCCAGAGGUGAUUGUUUUGGUUAGGGAUCUUUUAAAAUUCACAAUCCCAAUGUUUUGUUUUAACUUUCUCAACUCUACUUCGCUAGUUCAUUAAUCGUUUCAUCUGCUUGUAUCUGCUUCUACCUAUCAUUUUGAAACCUUCAACGUGUUAAACAACUUGACUGCCCUGUCUCUGACUGGUCAUAUUGUCUCUGACUGGUGAUAUUGUCUCUGACUGGUCAUAUUGUCUCUGACUGGUCAUAUUGUCUCUGACUGGUCAUAUUGUCUCUGACUGGUCAUAUUGUCUCUGACUGGUCAUAUUGUCUCUGACUGGUCAUAUUGUCUCUGACUGGUCAUAUUGUCUCUGACUGGUCAUAUUGUCUCUGACUGGUCAUAUUGUCUCUGACUGGUCAUAGUGUCUCUGACUGGUCAUAUUGACUCUGCCCUGUCUCUGACUGGUCAUAUUGUCUCUGACUGGUCAUAUUGUCUCUGACUGGUCAUAUUGUCUCUGACUGGUCAUAUUGUCUCUGACUGUCAUAUUGUCUCUGACUGGUCAUAUUGUCUCUGACUGGUCAUAUUGUCUCUGACUGGUCAUAUUGUCUCUGACUGGUCAUAUUGUCUCUGCCCUGUCUCUGACUGGUCAUAUUGUCUCUGACUGGUCAUAUUGUCUCUGACUGGUCAUAUUGUCUCUGCCCUGUCUCUGACCGGUCAUAUUGUCUCUGACUGGUCAUAUUGUCUCUGCCCUGUCUCUGACUGGUCAUAUUGUCUCUGCCCUGUCUCUGACUGGACAUAUUGUCUCUGCCAUGUCUCUGACUGGUCAUAUUGUCUCUGCCAUGUCUCUGACUGGUCAUAUUGUCUCUGCCCUGUCUCUGACUGGUCAUAUUGUCUCUGACUGGUUAUAUUGUCUCUGACACUACCAGACACAACCGCCUCUAGUGGGGUUGGGGACUGCUAGGAAGUCUCUCUCUCUAAAUGGUAGAGUAGUGGGAGAAGUCCUCUCUCUCUGGUUGUAUUAAAUGAGAGAGGAUAACCUGUCUAACCUUUUAUAAAGCUAGUAGGCUGAUUUGAUAUGAAACACUUUUCCCCAAAAGCCUUUUUGAAGCGAUGUCCUGUGUCAUGUUCAUCAUGCACCAAAAUGGACAGAAACAGGGAGUACUAUUUGCCUUUUUGUGUUGCACAAUGUUUUUGAAACGUAGGUGCCCUAAUGAACACGACCCAGGUGUGGCGCCAGGCGUGGACAGACAGGCAGCAAGUCAACAAGGAUGUUAUGAACGUGUUAAAUGGGCUUUUACCUCAAGUGUAAAACCAGUGUGAGGAAGAGACAGUUUAGGGGCUGUAGGAGUCUACAUGUGUCUCUCUGCUCCUGAAGAGACAGUUUAGGGGCUGUAGGAGUCUACAUGUGUCUCUCUGCUCCUGAAGAGACAGUUUAGGGGCUGUAGGAGUCUACAUGUGUCUCUCUGCUCCUGAAGAGACGGUUUAGGGGCUGUAGGAGUCUACAUGUGUCUCUCUGCUCCUGAAGAGACAGUUUAGGGGCUGUAGGAGUCUACAUGUGUCUCUCUGCUCCUGAAGAGACAGUUUAGGGGCUGUAGGAGUCUACAUGUGUCUCUCUGCUCCUGAAGAGACAGUUUAGGGGCUGUAGGAGUCUACAUGUGUCUCUCUGCUCCCGAAGAGACAGUUUAGGGGCUGUAGGAGUGUAGAUCCUGAUUCUGUUGUCUUUUUUUAAUUAAAGUUUUCACAUAAUAUCAAAAAUAUAUUUGUCUAUCUUAUUAUGCAACUGAUGAACUUUGUAUGACUCUUCUUGUGUGAAAGACUCUGGUCUCCUGACGUGUGUUGAUAUGAUAGGUAGGGCAACGUGUCUCUUAACUGUCUGUCCUGUUUGGUUUUUGCACGUCUCCCGAUAAAUGUAAAACUACCCCACUGCAUCCCAAAUGGAACACUAUACCCUACUUGGUGUACUACUUUAGAUCAGAGCCCUAUGGGCCCUAUAUAGGGAAUAGGGUGCAGUUUGGAACGAAGAGCUAGUUUCAAAACCACUUACCAUUAAUCAUGACAGAGGAGCUCUGGAAAAGUCUCUGGAAAAGUCUCCUAGCCUGGUCCCAGAUCAGUUAGUCUCCUAGCCUGGUCCCAGAUCAGUUAGUCUCCUAGCCUGGUCCCAGAUCAGUCAGUCUCCUAGCCUGGUCCCAGAUCAGUUAGUCUCCUAGCCUGGUCCCAGAUCAGUUAGUCUCCUAGCCUGGUCCCAGAUCAGUUAGUCUCCUAGCCUGGUCCCAGAUCAGUUAGUCUCCUAGCCUGGUCCCAGAUCAGUUAGUCUCCUAGCCUGGUCCCAGAUCAGUCAGUCUCCUAGCCUGGUCCCAGAUCAGUUAGUCUCCUAGCCUGGUCCCAGAUCAGUUAGUCUCCUAGCCUGGUCCCAGAUCAGUUAGUCUCCUAGCCUGGUCCCAGAUCAGUUAGUCUCCUAGCCUGGUCCCAGAUCAGUCAGUCUCCUAGCCUGGUCCCAGAUCAGUUAGUCUCCUAGCCUGGUCCCAGAUCAGUUAGUCUCCUAGCCUGGUCCCAGAUCAGUUAGUCUCCUAGCCUGGUCCCAGAUCAGUUAGUCUCCUAGCCUGGUCCCAGAUCAGUCAGUCUCCUAGCCUGGUCCCAGAUCAGUUAGUCUCCUAGCCUGGUCCCAGAUCAGUUAGUCUCCUAGCCUGGUCCCAGAUCAGUUAGUCUCCUAGCCUGGUCCCAGAUCAGUCAGUCUCCUAGCCUGGUCCCAGAUCAGUUAGUCUCCUAGCCUGGUCCCAGAUCAGUUAGUCUCCUAGCCUGGUCCCAGAUCAGUUAGUCUCCUAGCCUGGUCCCAGAUCAGUCAGUCUCCUAGCCUGGUCCCAGAUCAGUUAGUCUCCUAGCCUGGUCCCAGAUCAGUUAGUCUCCUAGCCUGGUCCCAGAUCAGUUAGUCUCCUAGCCUGGUCCCAGAUCAGUUAGUCUCCUAGCCUGGUCCCAGAUCAGUCAGUCUCCUAGCCUGGUCCCAGAUCAGUUAGUCUCCUAGCCUGGUCCCAGAUCAGUUAGUCUCCUAGCCUGGUCCCAGAUCAGUUAGUCUCCUAGCCUGGUCCCAGAUCAGUUAGUCUCCUAGCCUGGUCCCAGAUCAGUCAGUCUCCUAGCCUGGUCCCAGAUCAGUUAGUCUCCUAGCCUGGUCCCAGAUCAGUUAGUCUCCUAGCCUGGUCCCAGAUCAGUUAGUCUCCUAGCCUGGUCCCAGAUCAGUCAGUCUCCUAGCCUGGUCCCAGAUCAGUUAGUCUCCUAGCCUGGUCCCAGAUCAGUUAGUCUCCUAGCCUGGUCCCAGAUCAGUUAGUCUCCUAGCCUGGUCCCAGAUCAGUUUGUGCUGUCUUGACAUGGAAACCGGAACUAUGGGACAAUAAACAUUUAUUGCCUUGUUAAACCAGACGGAAUCGUUCAAACAUUGGCGAUCAGUGUUCCAGUAUGGUUAAACCAGGCUAUAAUAAACCUCUAGGAGAAGAUAUUAGUUUAAUGAUAAUAAUAAUAAUAGGCUUUUCGGUCAGAAUUUAUCAGCAGGUUUUUUGUUUACUGUAUUUUUAUUCAUAGGAAGAAAACUUGUAUUUUACAUGAACUGAAUUCCCAAAUAACCUGGUCCAUUUUCCAUGUGUUUAUAUUGAUGCUUGGAUACAAUAUGUACAGCACCGUAUGGGAGAAACAAACCGUGAAGGAGGAAGUCCGAGGUUGUUUGAGAAGACAACAUGAUAUUUUAAUCAGAUGGAUUUCACAGUUACCUGUCCUUGUAAAAACUUGUUGAUAUGAUGCAAACAUGUACAGCUGGCGAGGAAGUUGUAAUAAAUAUUGUAUAAAACUAAA
This is a messenger RNA of Oncorhynchus masou masou (cherry salmon), 9427 nucleotides long. Its product is annotated as protein Hook homolog 3-like. The record is from RefSeq and is a predicted model, not a curated record. Gene Ontology annotation, molecular function: microtubule binding; dynein light intermediate chain binding. Lineage: Eukaryota; Metazoa; Chordata; Actinopteri; Salmoniformes; Salmonidae. Gene Ontology annotation, cellular component: cytoplasm; centrosome. The coding region runs from base 695 to 2728 and encodes 677 amino acids. The transcript is spliced from 20 exons. Gene Ontology annotation, biological process: cytoplasmic microtubule organization; cytoskeleton-dependent intracellular transport.